CCGAAGUCAGUCCCUGAGCUGAAGAGCGUCAAUAUACACCCACCUUAAGUCGAUUACGAGCCGCGGGCUGCUCGGGCUUUGGCCGACCUCCUCCUUCUCUCGCCCUUCUCUUCCCGCACUCCCAUGUCGGAUCGCGCCUCCUCGGCAUCAUUUCGAGUAGGACCUCCUUCACCGUCAUCUCCCGCCGCUGAGUCUCUGAAAGAGACUCUACUUCCAACGAUCUCCGAUCAGAUCCCUCAGACCCCGACAUCACCUCCGUUGAUGUCGGUAAGCGCUCAUAACUAUGCCACCCACUUCGUACCCUCGCAAACCUCACCGAGCCAGGCGACUUCACAACAUACCAGUCUCUCAUCCCCUCCUUCCUCUGCUCCGAUGUCUACCCAACCCUCACAACAGCCGGUGGUAGGGGUCUCGGCAAACUCUUUCCCUACCCCCGCAAGCAGCGUGAGCGGGCAUGUUCCGGGUACGACUUCGCUCGACGAGCCUGAUGCUCAAACCAAGCCAAUGGGCUCAGGGUCCUCAAACACAAGCGCAUUUCCCGUUGGUACAGAGUCCGCGACCACGCACAGACGGACAGACCAUGACCGGCAGCCCGGAGGCGAUUCAGAGUCCGCAGUCCGCGAUCAUGCCGCGAUGGGUGACGCCAUGGAUAUUGACAAAGAGGCGCCGGGCUCUUCGCACGAAGGUUCGAUGAGUCUUGAGUCGUUGCAGCAGGACUUCUCCUCGGCGUUCCAUCUUUGCAAAAGCUCCUACACUGCGACUGGUCCGGACCCAUCACUGGACUUGAUCUCUCUGUACGGACUAGGCCCCGUCGCAAAAUCCGUCGCGAGAAUGGAUCCAGUGACAGGAGAAAAGAUUAAUCGGCUCCGGAAGUCUUACGAGGGCAAGCUAAAGGGGCUGGGCCUUGCGGGAAGGAAUAAACCUGUGAAGCACGAGCCCGGCGCACCGGGGGGACUGUUGCAGAUGACGAUGUGGCCCGAAGAGGAAUGGCAGAACCAGAAGGUGUUUGGCAAGGAGAUGAAGGUGGCUGAUAUGGACUCUGCGUUGCAUGCGCUCCAAAUGAAGGCUAUGAAAAUGGAACCCGGAGCAGUACCAAAUAGCGAACAGUGGGAAGAUGUUCUGGGUCACGAAAAACCCUCGAAGCAUGCUGGCGGCGGUAGCGAUGCCAGCAAGAAAACCGUUGCACCUCUCAAUGGAGCCCGAACGCAAGCGAGUGGGACCCCUGGGCCGGGCGGUUCAGAAACUCGACCCAGUCGGGGGCGCAAACGGCACUACGAUGACAAUAGCUUUGUGGGAUACGGCGAAGGCUACGCAGAUGACGACGAUGACGGCGCAUUCUACUCAAAUAGCGAGGGCAUGGGAAAGAAGAAACGGAAGAAGGACCACGUUUCGAAGAUAUCUACCCCUCUGCCUGACCGCGGUGGAAGUUACGGGGUGGGUAUGUUUGGGAUCGGGGCCAGAUAAGACGAGCAGCAGCAGCGAGCGGUACAGAAGCAAGUUUGUCGGGAUGGCAGCAAAAAGCACAAUUGCCCUGUUCGCUUUCUUUUCUUUUUCUCUGCUUCUCAUGCAUCGGUUCGAAAUUCUUUUUUCAAAGACGAGGGAUCGGAAAGGAGACGC
This is a messenger RNA of Aspergillus homomorphus CBS 101889, 1617 nucleotides long. RefSeq lists its product as uncharacterized. The record is from RefSeq and is a predicted model, not a curated record. The coding region runs from base 124 to 1464 and encodes 446 amino acids. Gene Ontology annotation, cellular component: mediator complex. Lineage: Eukaryota; Fungi; Ascomycota; Eurotiomycetes; Eurotiales; Aspergillaceae. Gene Ontology annotation, molecular function: transcription coregulator activity. Gene Ontology annotation, biological process: regulation of transcription by RNA polymerase II. The transcript has 3 exons.